AUGGCACCCACCCGUGCCGAUCUCCUGGCUACCGUCGACAGGUUCUUCGAUGCUUACAAAGCCUUCUCACUCGACGCCAUCCUCUCGGUGCGAAGCCCAACAUGUAUUCACCGCACCGGUCCCAAAUCCCACGGCAACAUGAACCUGAACAACGCCCAAUUCAGGGAGUUCAUGGCCCCUAUGCUCGGCAUCUUUCGGAAUUUCAAGCUGUUCGUUGCUGACGAUGAUGAAACGAUGGUUGAUGUCGAGAAACGCAAGGUCUUCUUACACUUGCAAUGCCACGCGGAAACGGACGCCGGACCGUAUGAGAACGACUACCACUGGAUCUUGACGAUGAACGAGACCGGCGACUUGAUCGAUGACAUUGUCGAAUGGGUCGACAGUGCGUAUCUGAAGGACUUUCUUGCGAGGUUGGAGAGUACGAAGCCAGCAGAAGCGAGGUCGUAG
Messenger RNA from Exophiala spinifera, 447 nucleotides. RefSeq lists its product as uncharacterized. The record is from RefSeq and is a predicted model, not a curated record. NCBI's taxonomy places the organism in Eukaryota, Fungi, Ascomycota, Eurotiomycetes, Chaetothyriales, Herpotrichiellaceae. The coding region runs from base 1 to 447 and encodes 148 amino acids. The transcript has a single exon.